AUGGAUAAAGACUCAACCUUCUCAUCAGAGAAGUCUUUGAUUGAUAAUGUAUAAGUGAAGAUUGAUGAAUUCAAAAAGUAGCAAGGACAUCUUGAUAGAUAUCAUGAAAAAUAUAGAUUAGCUAAAAAGCUUAUUAAGGAAUGGGGUAAUUUACUUAAAAAGACUAAACAAGGAGCUUAGAAAAUAGUUGAAACUUAGCUCAAAAAUAUGGAUAUUUGCUACGAAGAUGAAGAGUCAAUAAAUGGAAUAAACCAAAUUUUAAAUUUAGUAAAGGAUAUGAUAAAUAUCUUUUCUGCUAAAAUUGGAUUAUAUGAAAAUGAGCUAUUGAAGUAGCAUCUAAUUUUAAAAGAACAAGGAAGUAAAUUAUACUAAAUUAAUAAACAAGUGAAAGACUCUUACAAAACCGAAAAAGAAUUUUAUGAUCAAAUAACUAAAAAAUUUUAAGAUCAGCAAUGCAAAAUCGUGAAGAACUCUUUUAUAAAAUUUAGAAUGACUGAAACAUUUCAGGAAUAAAACAGUAAAAAUGAUAAAAGUGUUUCAAAUGGCUCUACAUCUCUUUUAUAAACUAAUUAAAGCUAUAUGAAUACAACUGCAAACUCAUUUAACUUGGUAUUAGAAAUGUUUAAAUGUGAAAUAGAGAAGUAAAUGAUUAUGUCUUGCAAUAAAUGUAUUUAAUCAAUAUUGAGUAUAACUAAUGUGAUGAAGCCUUUUGAAUUUGAAAGUUUAAAGUCUCAAAUUCCCAAUUUUAUUAUUGAAAGAAAUAAAAUGCAAUUAGAAGUGAUUGAUGAAUUUCUAAAACGUUCAAGAGCCUCAAAAGAGAUUAAUAGCAAAAUGAUUUCUUAAAAUCAAUUGACUCAUAGCUUUUGCUAUCAAAAUUUUAAGGAAUUUUCAUAGUAAUUUCAGAGUACUUCAUUUUAAAAGAAAUAAAAAGAAAGCAGAUUUUAUAAUCAUGACUAAGCAAUUGCUAAUAAAUCGCCAUUUUCUUUAUAUGAAACAAAUUUUAAUCCAUUCUCUCAGAAUGCAGAUAUUGAAUAAUCUAAUGUUGAAAAAAUAAGUGUUUUGUAAAACAUGUAAAUUAACAAACUAAAAGAAAAAAAUGAGCUCUAAAUAUCUGAAAAGCAGAGUUUAGCCUAAUCUGAAAUAAAAUAUAACUAGACUCCAUAAAAAUAAAAUUUAAACACAUCAAAAGAAUCAAAACAAAAAUUCAAUUAAGCAUCAAAUUAGCAAUCAAACUCACCUUAUUGCAAAGAAUUCUAAUUUACCGUACAUUAAUCAGACCGUUAAAAUGAUUCAUCAAAAGAUCAAAAAACCAACUUGAAGAGACAAUAAGAAAAUAAACAAAAUAGUGAAUUACACAAAUAAGAAUGA
Molecule: messenger RNA, 1368 nt
Organism: Tetrahymena thermophila SB210
Lineage: Eukaryota; Ciliophora; Oligohymenophorea; Hymenostomatida; Tetrahymenidae
Exons: 9
Source: RefSeq, a predicted model, not a curated record